AUGGGUGCUGUUUUAUAUACUUUGUUGUUUUUGAUGCAAGUUGCGUCAAUUUAUUCGAUAUUUCCUAAGAUCAACUUUAAGUGCAAUAUUUGGGAUUCGGCAUGUUCUACAAAAAUGGUUCAGUCAAGUUUUCCUGGCUUAACAUCUGGGAUUCAAGAGAUCAACACAGCAGUACUUGAUCCGCUCGUCUUGAACCAUAUAAGUUUUGACAUCGCUGGGCUUAAAAUGGAUGUUAAUAACCUUUAUAUUCGUGGUCUUAAAGAUGGAACUUUUGAUAGUCUUAGUAUUGAUCCCAUAUCGAGAGAGGUAAAAGUAUCAUAUCACGUCAAUUUAGAUGGUACUGCACGAUAUAAUGCUGGUGGAAACUUGCUUGGAUUGCCUUUCUUUGGAAGUGGUUUUUUCCGUAUACAACCAAGAAACUUGCAAUUUGAGGUCGUAAUGCCAUUUGAUAUCGUUAAGGAUAGCUACGGUAGACAUGUUGUUGAUUUAAAGGGCUUCAACUAUUCAUUCGACGUGAAGGAUCACACACGAUUUGACUUCACCAAUCUAUUUUAUGGAAACAGAGCAUGGAGUGACGCGGUGCACAAUUUUGUUAAUUCAAACUCAAGACUUGUUACAUCGGUGUACGGAUCAGGUAUUCUGGACGCAGUGAACACGGAAGUAUUCAAAGCGCUCAGAACUUAUCUCCUUGCAAACCCUAUCGAGAAUGUUUUUCUUUUGGAUAAAUUACCAGCGUCUGAAAUCAAUGAAAAAGAUGAAAAUAAAGAAAAACAGGAAAUGGAUGAAAAAGAUGAAAAAAGUGAAAAACGUGAAAUUAUUGAAAAAGAUGAAACCGAUGAAAAUAAAACAAACAAUUGAACAUAAUAUCUUGAAUGUCAGUCAAAUCCGUAUCUAGUGAUAAUAACAAAAUAACACAGUGUUUGAAAGUUGAUUAAUU
Leptidea sinapis is the source of this 937-nucleotide messenger RNA. Its product is annotated as protein takeout-like. NCBI's taxonomy places the organism in Eukaryota, Metazoa, Arthropoda, Insecta, Lepidoptera, Pieridae. The record is from RefSeq and is a predicted model, not a curated record. The transcript has 5 exons. The coding region runs from base 1 to 858 and encodes 285 amino acids.